AAAAAAAGUUUCGUAUUUAUGGUUAUGACCAGUUUGUUGUGUGAUAUUAUUAAUUUGUCUCGUUUUAUUCAAUAAUUAUUAGAUACUAAUUAAUAUAAUGGAGAACGCCGAAGAAAUAUUUCACUUUCUUGAAGACUUCUCCAAACGCAAGCCUAAAACGAUUCCACAAGAGCUUAAUGAAUACUUGGCAUACGUAGCUCGAACCGGUGAUCCAGUCUACCAGUGGUCACUUGUGAAAAGUUUAUUCAAAGAAAAGUUGCUCUCAGUUAUCACUGAUUUUUACGAGACAACUCCAGGUAUUGACAUUCCACCUUAUCCAAAUGUGGAUCCAUUUAAUUAUGACAUUAUGAAGAAUAGCCUAUUAGAACGCCUAGAUUCAUUCACCUCAGCACCUUUUACAGUACAAAGAAUUUGUGAAUUACUUACGUUUCCGCGAAAACAAUACAAUCGGGUUGACAAGUUUAUGAGAGCAAUAGAAAAAAACAUUUUAGUGGUGAGUACCAGAGAGCCUGGCAUACAACGUCAUGCUGAACCAGAAAAUGGAGAACCAGUUGAACCUAUCGUAAACGGCUCAGACAAUAAUUCUGAGUACAAUGUAGAUGUUGAGAUGGAAGAUAUGUCAUGGAAAGAAAAUGCCGAACAGCCACAAAGCUCAGAACCUCAACCAGGGUCAUCUGAUGCUCAAAUAUCUGUAGAUGAUAUUGAAGCUCGAUUAAAAGCCAAACAAGAGACUCCGAUGGAUACUCAAGAUAAAAUCACCACACAAUAUGAGUCUGUAACACCUCCUGAACUUAAUAUCACUGCAGAUGAAGCAACUGAGGAGACUAAACCAUGUGCCGAAACAGCACCACCUUCUACAGUAUCUACCGAGGAAUCCAAAAUGGAAACAACUACCUCAGAAAGUGCAAGUGAGGAAGCAAAAGUUGAUGUCGAAAUGAAGCCAGAGAAUGCAGCACCAGCUUUAGUUAUUCCAGAAAUCAAAGUUGAUGAUGCUGAAAUGACAGAACAAAGACUUACAGAGCAAACAUCACCAGAAAAAGUGGUGAGCACUGAGCCAAGUGACAAGGAAGCUUCGGCUUCAGAAACAAAGCCUGUGGCGGAUCCACAGCCUGUAAGCAUUGAUGAAAAUAGCUCAGAUUCCACAACAAAAGAAGAUAGUGAACCUAAGUUAAUAUCUGAAGUUUCCACAUCUAGUGAGGAAAGUUCAUCGUCAAGUGACAACACUGAUGGAAAUAGUAAUUCACCCAAGGCAAAUGAGAGGCACAUCGAUGUUCAAGAAGAAUCCAACCAAUCAGAUACUCCUUCAGACACAGCAUCAGAAGAAAGUAAUGCAAAGGAAAAUGAACCAACUCCUGAAACUACGCCAGAAAGACCUGCAGAAGAAUCCUCUCCCAAAGUUGAAAUGCAGUCGGAUAACUAUUCAAUAUCAGAUGUUAACUCUGAGCUACCUCAACCACCACAGGAAAAUCCUAAGUCUCCAGAGGUACCUGAGGAGAAAAAAGAACCAGAAAAAAUUGAAGAAGUUAAGUCUGAAAGUACUGAAACAGAACAAAACAAAGAAUCAUAACUUACAUGACUACCUACAUAAUUUCACAUACUUUUUUAUUCUGUGACUGUUAGAUAUUAAGUAGAAAAUAAACAAAUUAUCCUUAGGCACUAUGAACAAUUUCAUGUGUUUAGAUCUUAAAUUCUAUUAGUGUAUUUUAGAUUUUUUCUCUGCUACCCGUUCCUGCUUGUAAUUUUUAAGUAUUUUACAAAGUUUUGUUACAGUAGUAUUUUGUAAUUAAAACUUAUGAUGAAGUGCUCUAUGGUAAUUUGUCUGAUUAAAUAAUAGAAAUAAAACGAAUGAUUGUAACUU
This is a messenger RNA of Spodoptera exigua (beet armyworm), 1858 nucleotides long. The record is from the annotation of a GenBank genome assembly. NCBI's taxonomy places the organism in Eukaryota, Metazoa, Arthropoda, Insecta, Lepidoptera, Noctuidae.